UUUUUCUCUUCAAUUUAUACCGGUUACCAUGUGCAGUCCUCUGUACUAUGUCUAAGCUUCUUCUGCUAUUAGAGUUGUCUCUACAAGUACUAAACAUCCUACUCUCGAAUCUUAAAUUCCUCUCUUCUUUCUAUUCGCAUGUAAAUCAAGUUAUUUUAUUUUCGCGUCUGAAAGUGUUUGAUUCUCUAAUGGCCAUUGAAGAUGACGUGGAGAGUUGCGGUAGCAGAGUUGCGGAGUCGCUUUCACAGUCAAAUCCUCGGCACCACAGACAGAAGCUGGAGGUGUAUAACGAGGUGCUUAGGCGAAUCCAGGAGUCCAAUUACGAGGAGGCGAAUCUGCCUGGGUUUGAUGAUCAGCUCUGGCUUCACUUCAAUCGCCUCCCUGCUCGGUACGCACUUGAUGUAAACGUUGAGAGAGCAGAAGAUGUUCUCACGCAUAAGAGAUUACUACUUUUGGCAGAAGACCCUGCUAAGGGACCUGCUUUUGAAGUUCGUUCAGUGCAGGUUUAUCCUGUUUUCAAUGGAAAUUAUGUUGAUUCUUCCCAUUCAGAUUCAUUAAUGAAAGAGGAUGCACAAAGUUCUUACCAUUCAGGCAGACAAGGCAUACAUGCACCGCCGACUUUUGGUUCAUCAUCUAAUCUUGAAGUACUUACACAUGCAAAUAGAUAUCAUAUUGACGGUGGUGAUGGUGCUGAAAACUUGACAUUGCAUCUAUCCCGGCCCAUGCAUGAGAUAACCUUUUCGACAGUUGACAAGCCAAAACUCCUAAGUCAGUUGACUUCUGUGCUUGCUGAGAUUGGGCUGAAUAUUCAAGAGGCUCAUGCUUUUUCUACUGUUGAUGGAUUCUCUCUGGAUGUGUUUGUUGUCGAUGGUUGGCCUCAUGAGGAGGUAGAGGAUCUCAAAAAUGCAUUGGAAAAGGAGAUCUCGAAAUUGAAGGAGCAAUGUUGGAAAUACUCUUUGUUAUUGCAUGUAAAUGUUUUACACUAGUCUUGACAAUAUCAUUUGCCAUGAUAUGGCCUCAAUAUUCUGCUUUGGACUAUCUUUACAGAUGUUUGGACGUGAAGCUGUGAAGCAAUUGGACUAUAUAGAAUGUUUUCCUAAUGGAUAUAAAACUGGGAUUAAAAUGGAUAAGGCAUGCUUAAAUUCUGGAAUUGAAGGGUUCCCAACAUGGGUGAUCAAUGGUCAGGUUCUGAGUGGAGAGCUAGAAUUGACACAACUUGCAGAGAUUUCUGGUUUCAAGGAGUCAGCCAACUAAGCUUUCUGUGGUAGCUUCUAUAUAGAUUUUGUUUGGAGUGAUACAUGUGGCCCUUGGCCCGGGUGUGCACUUAUUCUCCAUUUAUCUUAAGCAGUACGCUGUGUUUAGAGGACGCAAUGAAGGAGGUUACGAAAUUGCAGGUUUGGUUUAUCUUUGAACCCGAAUAGAAGAAAAAAUGUCCCAAGAAAAAACUCUGUAGAUGACAUACAUAACUUUGGAGAGGUAAAACUUUUGUAAAUUGGUAGUUACUUGGUCUCUAUAAAUCAUUUUGUUUUGGAUCUACACAAAUUAUUGCCUGAUUUAGAACUAUUUUUAUUGUUCUGUGAAUAAUGCUAAGUGACAAACAGUUACACAAAUUUAUAUGCGAAUUCAGAGUCUGCUUGGGGGUAUUCCGUACGUGAACUAAACCAGCCAAUUAAUCUUAUCUGCAUCAGUUAUCAGCUAAUGUUUGGAGCUGAGUUAUUGUAAAA
Messenger RNA from Carica papaya (papaya), 1724 nucleotides. NCBI's taxonomy places the organism in Eukaryota, Viridiplantae, Streptophyta, Magnoliopsida, Brassicales, Caricaceae. The record is from RefSeq and is a predicted model, not a curated record.